GUCAGUUCGUCCCCAGCCAGGCCAGAUGCGCGGGGCAGAUCAAGAUAGCGCCUGGCUGAAGGGUCGGGGCGAUCGAACAUCCCACAGGGAACAGCGACAGGUCCGGUGGGGCUGAUCGGGAGCGUCUCCGCUGUAUACUCCGUCUGGCCAAUGAAGUUUCAGCAGAGUAUAUGAACAGCAACUUCCCAGAAAUAUUGAUCAAAUUCAUGGCGUCUGACCGGCCGAGACCAACAGCCCGCGGCUAAGGUCACGGGCAACACCUCAGGCUUUGUCCGCGGCCGACCGGCCUUGUGGCUAGGCGGCCGGCGGCCCGUGUGCCCAAGGUCGCACCUGAGGGCAGGCGGCCAUUUUGAGCAGGCGGCGGCGCCGGCGCACCUGUGCUCCGCCGCCGCCGCCGCCGGCGCCGUCGGCCGCGCCAGUGGCGUGCGAUUGCCGGGAGCGAGCGUGCGGCGUCGGGCAGGGAGUCAUGGCGGCGCGCAGUCCGCCGGCACACAGUGACGACUCGUCGGAGACGGCGCGCAGCCGCGACGGCGCCGACGGCGAGCAGAUCCAGAUGCCGGUCCGGCUGCGGCACACCAACGAGGUGGCGUACGCGAUCAUCGACGGCCGCGUGACGCAGGUGCAGGUGGCCACAGCGGCGGACCUGGCGGCCGCCGCCGCCGGCGCCGACAUGGAGAACGACGAGGUGCCCGCCGAUGUCGACGAUGAGAUGAACGAAGAGGAAAACGACGCCGAUGAGGAUUCGAUGGAGGACCGCUCCGGCGGCCACCCGGCCGGUAUGGCGGCCAUCACAUCCCUCUCGGGCUCUCCAACAUUCAGCGGCUCGACUCGACUCAGCCAUACGCCAACCUCAGAGUUCCAGCCCCCCUACUUUCCGCCUCCUUACAACCCGGCCAGUGUGGCCGAUCAGUUCCAGCUGCAUCACGUCAAUGCCGCCGCCUCGGAGGUGGCCUACCAGCUGAGCACGAGCCUGCAGCAGCAGACCUACCCUAUCUCGGCCAGUCUGGUGGCGCGGCGGACCGACGGAGACACGGCGACUAAUAAUGCGUCCAACCUACAUAUGCACGACUCAGUACGGUUCUCGAGCCGGCCUGAGACCGUGCUGAUGAGAGCCGGUCACGUGUUAGGGGAGACCCAGGACGCUGUCAUCCUCCCAAACUCGAUACAUGGCAUGGACGAUGGUCAGAGCAUUGGGAUAGAUAGUGACUCCUUCCCAGGCGUCAAGGCCGAGUGGGAGGACAGUGACGCCCUGCUGCCCAGCGGCCUGCAUCCGUCCGACCUGUUCUGCAGCGUGCCCGGUCGGCUCUCGCUGCUCGCCUCCAACUCAAAGUACAAAGUCAAUGUGGCCGAGGUGCGCCGCCGACUGGCGCCGCCCGAGUGUCUCAACGCCUCCCUGCUCGGCGGAAUCAUCCGCAGGGCCAAAUCUAAGAACGGCGGCCGUCUGCUGCGAGAGAACCUGGAGAAGAUCGGUCUGAACCUGCCAGCCGGCCGUAGGAAGGCGGCCAACGUCACCCUGCUCACGUCGCUCGUCGAGGGUGAGGCGAUUCACCUGGCACGUGACUUCGGAUACGUCUGUGAGACCGAGUUUCCGUCUCGCCAAAUCGCCGAGUACUUGUGCCGCCUUCACUCCGCUCCGGCUGAGCAAUACCAGCGGCGAGAGCUGGUCAAAGCUACCAAGGAGAUCACAAAGGAGCUGAUGGACCUGCUGAACCAGGACCGGUCGCCGCUGUGUAACACGCGGCCGCAGAUCAUCCUGGACCCGCAGAUCCAGCGGCAUCUGACGCACUUCUCGCUCAUAACGCACGGCUUCGGCAGUCCGGCCAUCGUGGCGGCGCUCACCGCCAUUCAGAACUACUUGAACGAGUCGAUCAAGUACCUGGAUAAAUCGUUCCCGACCAACAUACACAUCCACCUGGGCUCCCCGGGCCUGGACGGAAAACACAAGGACCUCGACAAGAAGUAGCGGCCGUGCUGCCGCGUGACGUCGCUGGUACUCGGUCGCUGAUUGGCUGCUGACGCUGCGGCGGACCAGCACUCUCAGUGCUGGUUUAUGUGGCGUGCUGCUGUCAAUAUAGGUGUCCAGUGAGUAUAAAACACACACAGAGCGUCAGUUAUAUUCUGUAACAGUGGGACCAGCUCUCGGCAGGCCUGGUGGUGUGCCGUGGCUAUUCAAAGUGUGCCAUGGAGCGGCCUGCCCGGCUCUGUUUAUGAUUUGUUUGCCGGCGGUGCUCUUUUGUAUCCUUUUGUACAGCGAAUGUUAUGGAAAAUGCCGCGGGUUGUUCCAGGACGGCUGUAUUUUGUCUUCCGUCAGGCAGCGGGUCGAUUUUUGUAUGAAUAGUGCCUUCUGCGCGGCCCAAGAACUUGGUGGUAGAGCUCAUGGACCCAUGACUGUUCACCAGCCUUGCUCAAACCGACCAGUGGUGCCUGACGCGGCCACCAGAGGCGCUGCGGUCGCAUGGUGCACCGUGAAUAGAAAUAAAUGCAUGUUGGGGCGGGACAUGGUGCUUCUAAAACCCUUUGUUUUACGUUUUGGAGCGUGUCCAUGGGGAAACCUUGUAAUGUAACCGUAUUCGUCCUGGGGCGUUGACGUGUUACAUCGUGUGAAAUGAACUAUAGGUAGCUCCGUUUAUUCGGUGACAUUGGUGCUUUCGAAAGGUUUACUCCGAAGCGCGUGCGGCUUGUUGGACUGUGUCUCAACACCAUGGGCCAAACAGAGACGCGUUAAUACUCAUGACCGCGGAGCUGUGUCAAAGCAUUCCAGUUUGAUUUGGGGCACAACUGACCGCGCCGACUGGCGUUUGCCCUACGACUGCGUACCCGGACCUCUCUGCGCCCCAGAGUCCAGCGCUGGGCGCGGCUGUCUGCAUGCUGUGUGUAUAUUGUUAGUAACGGAUCGAGCCGCAAAUUCGCAGCGUGUGAUGUCAAUGCAUUUAAGCCGUUCAAUAAAGUCGUCCCGUGACCGGCAAA
Messenger RNA from Amphibalanus amphitrite, 2967 nucleotides. Its product is annotated as transcription factor AP-2-alpha-like. The transcript has 9 exons. The record is from RefSeq and is a predicted model, not a curated record. NCBI's taxonomy places the organism in Eukaryota, Metazoa, Arthropoda, Thecostraca, Balanomorpha, Balanidae. Gene Ontology annotation, biological process: anatomical structure development; regulation of cell population proliferation; regulation of transcription by RNA polymerase II. Bases 467 to 1963 code for a protein of 498 amino acids. Gene Ontology annotation, cellular component: nucleus. Gene Ontology annotation, molecular function: DNA-binding transcription factor activity, RNA polymerase II-specific; RNA polymerase II transcription regulatory region sequence-specific DNA binding.